Messenger RNA from Fusarium sp. VM40, 1587 nucleotides. NCBI's taxonomy places the organism in Eukaryota, Fungi, Ascomycota, Sordariomycetes, Hypocreales, Nectriaceae. The record is from the annotation of a GenBank genome assembly.
AUGUCUUUCCAACCAACCCAAAUUUUUGAGGAGGGCACCACCGAGGAGAAGGGUGAGAAUGCGCGUCUCUCUGCUUUUGUCGGCGCCAUCGCCGUUGGUGAUCUCGUAAAGAGCACCCUUGGUCCCAAGGGUAUGGACAAGAUUUUACAAUCAGCCUCCACUGCCGAAAUCAUGGUUACCAACGACGGUGCCACCAUUCUUAAGUCGAUCGCCCUCGAUAACGCCGCCGCAAAGGUCCUUGUCAACAUUUCCAAGGUCCAGGAUGACGAAGUCGGUGACGGUACUACCUCAGUUGCUGUUCUCGCUGCCGAGUUGUUGAGAGAGGCGGAGAAGCUGGUCGAUAAGAAGAUCCACCCCCAGACUAUCAUUGAGGGUUACAGGAUAGCCAGCCAGGCCGCGUUGAAGGCGUUGGAGGGAUCAGCCGUCGACCACAGCAAGAACCCCGAGGCCUUCCGACAAGAUCUGCUCGCCAUUGCCCGAACAACACUCAGCUCCAAGGUUCUUGCCCAGGACCGUACUCAAUUCGCCGAACUUGCUGUCGAUGCCGUUCUCCGCCUCAAAUCUUCCGACCUCAACCAUAUCCAGAUCAUCAAGAAGGCUGGAGGCAAGCUUAGUGACUCUUACCUCGAUGAGGGUUUCAUUCUCGACAAGAAGAUCGGUGUCAACCAGCCCAAGCGACUAGAAAAGGCUAAGAUUCUGGUGGCCAACACUUCCAUGGAUACCGACAAGGUCAAGAUCUUUGGUGCACGUGUCAAGGUUGGCUCGACAAGCAAGCUGGCCGAGCUCGAGAAGGCCGAGAAGGAGAAGAUGAAGGCCAAGGUGGAGAAGAUCAAGGCACACGGCAUCAACUGCUUUAUCAACCGACAACUCAUUUAUAACUGGCCCGAGCAGCUGUUCACUGAUGCUGGUAUCAUGUCUAUUGAGCACGCCGAUUUUGAUGGCAUUGAGCGUUUGGCCCUUGUCACUGGCGGUGAGAUCGCCUCCACAUUUGACCACCCCGAACAGGUCAAGCUUGGUCACUGUGAUGUGAUUGAGGAGGUUAUUAUUGGCGAGGACACUCUCAUUAAGUUCUCCGGUGUGUCAGGAGGAGAGGCUUGCACAAUCGUCCUCCGAGGUGCUACAGAACAGCUACUCGACGAGGCCGAGAGAAGUCUACACGAUGCCCUUGCUGUCCUGUCCCAGACUGUCAAGGAGCCCCGAACUACACUUGGUGGUGGUUGCGCCGAGAUGCUCAUGGCCAAGGCAGUCGAGGGUGCUGCUACCCGCGUUGAAGGCAAGCGACAAUUGGCCGUGUCCAGCUUUGCUGUGGCCCUCCGACAGCUACCCACUAUCCUGGCUGACAACGCUGGUCUCGACUCUGGAGACCUCGUCGCUAGGCUGCGAAAGGCCCUCUACGAUGGCCUCACAACAUACGGCUUGGAUCUGACCACCCCUGGUGGUGGUAUCACUGAUAUGCGGGAGCUCGGUGUUAUUGAGAGCUACAAGUUGAAGAAGGCUGUUGUGUCUUCGGCCAGCGAGGCCGCAGAGCUUCUUCUCCGAGUUGACGAUAUUAUCCGGGCAGCUCCUCGUCGACGAGAGCGUAUGUAA